AGAGAGCAGGGUUUGUGCAGAGUUGGUCGGUGACGGAGUCCAGUCCGGGUAUUUCUCGGUGAUUUUUUUUCUCUCGGAGAAGUUGAUUCAUCCGCCUGCGAGUGGAAAAUCUUGUCGCUAGCUUGAGCGGGAGUUGGAGUCGACAAAACUUUCUCAACCAGCUUUACUGUUCGGCAAGUUUUUUGUUUUGUUUUGUUUUGGGUUUUUUUUUUUUUUUGCUCUGCUCGUCGCUUGCUGACGAUAAGGCUGUAUUAAAAACACAUUCUGUCGGUUGUGUAGGUUAGUUUUUUGAAGAAUGGCUGAUACAACUGCCAGCCCCGCUACCAACUGCCUGGAGAAGCUGAAAAGUUACGUGAAGACCCAGAAAGGCUUCAUCCUCGCAACAGAAAUAAUCCUCAGUUUCAUAAUAAUAAUCUGCUACGCUUCAUCGCUGUAUGGAGGCUACUCUGCUGUGGCCAUCUGUGAGAUGGUCUUCGCCCUGAUCUUCUUCAUCAUCUUCAUGAUGGAGCUGGACAAGCAGUUCCACGUGGUCCACUGGGUCUGGAGUGAUUUCAUCCGUGCUGCCAUUGGUGCUGCCCUUUACCUUAUCACUUCUCUGAUCUGUGUCAUUCAAGGAGCUGGAGACGGACCUCGCAUCGCAGGCGGGGUGUUUGGUUUGAUCGCUGGUCUGCUAUUUGCAUAUGACACCUACACCGUAUACUUGCAACUCAAGAGCUCCAGAAAUCACACAGCAGCUUCUACUGGAGUUUAAACACUCCAAGACCAGCAUCUGUCAAGAACGCAGAAGAAGAACAAAAGUUAAGAAAACAGUGGGUCAGAGAGGAGGAUGGACAGUAAAAUGAACACGUCACAGUUUAAUCAAUGCCACUGUAUGGCGGGAACAGAUAAGAUUUAUUUUAAGGCCGUGUCUGAGAGGACGAUGACAUAGUCAAAGUGAGUGGUGCUGUACACAUUGUAUGUCAUUAUUCCAACCUCACUGUAUCACAGAUUAGAAAGGGAAAACUGUCAAUAAUAGGCAAUGUAACACUUUGGUUGAUGUCAUCAAGCAAUUUGUCUAAUACACUUGGCUACUGUUAAUGGACUGCUGUAGUAAAUGGUUACUGUGUUAUUUGGACUUGUAAAGUAACUGACACAAAGAUGGGUGCUUUAGAAAUUGUUUAACAUCAUAAGGUUGUCAAGAAUUUGUGUUCUAUAUUUUCAGUGAGAUUUCUCAGCUGGUUAAACAUUUCCGCUUCUGUGAUUUAAUCUUUGCAAUUCCUGCAUGUCAUAGUGCCUGAAAGUCUCAUUCAAAUUAACCAGUUCCUUCAUCUGUUAUUCCUAAACGUUAAAAUGGCCUACUGUCAUUGAACAGCAAUCUUCUGGCUGUUUUCGUACUUAUAGAGUUUAGCGUUUAUCAUUAAGAUCCGUUCAUGGCCAUUAACCAACCAACCACAUGUUCAAUACAAGAAAUACAGCGUCAUCCUCCAGUUUUGCAUACUUUCACCUUUGUUGUUGCUCAGGUUGUUGCAUUGUUUGUCUUCUUAUAUUGUAACACAUUUUAAAGGUGCAGACUAUUCCCGUUGGUGUUUUAUACUGCUCAGUAAUACAGUCCAGGUUUUUUUUUAAAUAAUAUGUUCUCUUUUGACAAGAAAGGUAAAAAAGAAUUUGUUUUUAAAGACAAACAUUGCCUAAUUUUUUAUGUUUUUUAACAUGCUUUACAGGAGUCUGCAGUUUGCAAUUUCAAAAUUUAAGGCAGCCUUGCUUUGGGAAAUAAAAGCCAUUGUUACCACAAAGAAAA
Stegastes partitus (bicolor damselfish) is the source of this 1777-nucleotide messenger RNA. RefSeq names its product proteolipid protein 2b (gene plp2b). Lineage: Eukaryota; Metazoa; Chordata; Actinopteri; Pomacentridae. The transcript has 5 exons. The record is from RefSeq and is a predicted model, not a curated record. Gene Ontology annotation, cellular component: membrane. Bases 296 to 751 code for a protein of 151 amino acids.